AACGUGAAUACUUUAUGCAUAUCGGCUGUGUUUUGACCACUUUUUUCAAAAAAAAAAAAAUAAUAAUAACAAGUGACUUUAUCGAGAAAUUGUUGUAUAUAAAUUGAAUUUAGAUACUCAGAAUUUUGAAUAAGAACGGUACGCGUGUUGUCACACACCGUUAUAUAGCGCAGAACGAAUUAAAUUCCAAUUGGCGGAAUCGUAGCGAUUAUUCGAAAUCUCUUUUUAUUUGCUAUUGUCUAUAUUGAAGUAAUUCAUUGAAAAAUGACUGACCAAAGUGCCAUCGUCUUUGUUAAACGGGAUACCGAUGAGGGAACAACUGCGAAUCUGCCAUUAUGGAUGCUGGUUGAAUAUCGUCACCGUAACAAGGUGACAAAUUGUGAAGUUGUUGCAGCUAAGGAUGUCUGUACUGGCGGUGGUAAUCGCUUGAGUCCGAACUUCGAAUCGAUGCAUACGGGAAAAUUGGUGUACAUUAAGAAAGAUUCAGGUGUAGUACAGGCAACUGUUGUUGCUAUUUCGGAUGACAAAGAAUUUCUGAAUGACGAACUCAAGGUGAUGGUCGUUAAAAUGCAAAAAGAAGAGUACGAGAUGCAAAAUAGUAAAAAACGUAAACGCAUUUCAAUGCCAAAAUUGGAGAAUGGUGCAUCGACAUCGCAGCAAUAUGUACGCUGGAAUGGUACUCAUGAAGCUGGUACAUCAACUCAAAAUGGUAUAAUGAACAAGCAAUCGGUCAUCAAAACGAAUCCAAAUGUUCAAAAUUAUCCACCGAUGACAUUUGAUCAACAAACUCAAACCGAUUUUAAGGUAAACAAUGUGAAUGAUUUGGCCGGCAAUGAGAUGCGAUUCACGAAAAUUUUAGCCACCGAAGAGAAUAUUUCACGUGAUGUUCAUACAUUGACCGAAGAAAAUCAUGAAAUGAAGCAACAAGUUGCUGAUUUACGCAUUGAAGUGGCCGAGAUUAAGUCAUUGUUAAAAGAUUUAUCGGAGAGACUGAUCCAUCAACAAGAAAUGGCAAUGCAUACCGACUUUAAUCGUUCGAUGUUGAAUUCAACACCAUCGGUUGUUGCUCGUCCGCCACACGUUAAUCCGCCGAGAAUCUUAAAUUUGAGCCAUCAAUCCAAUUAUACACCGCACACAUUGAACUACAAUUCAAUUAGUAUUGAACCGGUGAUUGAGGCAAGCACCGAUAGCAAUUUUUCCUAUUCAAACCACAGUCGUGUAUCGUUGAGUGCAUCAAAUCAGUCGAUCUAUCAGUCGGAUGCAAAUCACAAUGAUUCAACGCAUGUAGCUGUCAUGAAACAUGAUUAUAGCAACAGUAGUAAAAGCAGCAAAAGCAGCAAAAAUGGUGAAAGCUAUCCAGAAGAUGAGGGUGAUCCAAAUGAAGAGGUUGUGAUCGGUGUGAAUGGUACAACCAUAACACGCAACAUUCUAAUAAAUGUUAAUUGGAAUUCACACACCGCUGCCACUCGACGCCUAUUGCGUACCAAAUUCACUCGUGAAGUACUCGCUUCACAUUCACUAACCGGAAAACCAUCACCAGCUUUUAUCGAGUCAAGCAAACCGACCAAAAACCAGCUUAACCCAAAAAUCAUUGCCGACAUUGUUCACUAUGUGGCAAAACGUUGCAAGGUCACAGAAACCGCGGUCAGAAGCUCAAUUACAACCAAAUGUGCUGAUGAAAAUAAAAUGAUGCGCCAGCGCGCCGAUAAAACUCGUAAAGCACUAAUGAAACUCGAAAACAAAGAAAACGUAGGAAACUAAAUGAUACCAAAACAUUAAGCUAAUCGCUUAUUAAAUAUAUAAAACACAUAAAUAUAUAUAUAUAUAUAUAUAUAAAUAUCGAAUGUCAUCGAUAUAUAUAUAAUAUAUAAGUCCACCUACUAUAUAUACACACACAACACAAUAUAUUUUAUCUGCUAUUUUAUUGAUUACGCUCAAUUUUAUCCAAUACGAACGAUUUUUAUUUAAUUAUAUUACUGCACUUCUCCAGAAUAUCGAAACGCUUCUCAUAAAGACAUGCCGUAUAUUAUGGAUAAUGAUUGAUUAAUUAAACAGCUACAUUACAAUAUUUAAAAAAAAAGUUAUGUGAUUUGUGGUGGUUACAACUACAUUUGUAGUUUUAAAUUGAAAAUCUCUAUACGGUUGAAGGGCAACAUUAAUUUGUACAAUUUAAAGAUAAAAAAAAGAAAAUAUUAUGAAAAAAAAAUUUAAAAUGUUAGGGAAAAAUCGAAAGUAUUAAGAAAAAAAUCAUCAUUAUUAAAAUUUUAGUAAAAAUUGCGGAAGUAAAAAAAUUGUAGAUUUUAUACAAAAGAGAAACACAAUGUCUCUUAAAAAAAAGUAGUAUUUAGACAACAUUGAGCAGCAUAUAUGUAAAUUUGUAUGGUGGUUUGUAAAAAGUCAAUACAAAAAUUAAAAGUUAUUUAUUUGAAGUAUGUGUAUCAAAUCCAAUGGUUUUUAGCUAACAAACCAAUAUUACCCUAGUAUUUAACAAGUGCAAAAAAAGAGGAUCUAUGGUUAUUUUUGAACACAUAUAAAAUUGUGUCCAUACAACACCAUACCAAACCACAAAAUCGAUAUUACGUGAAAAUUGUUCAAACUUUAUCAAACCGAAUCAGCAAGUUCGUUGGUUUCAAAUCGUUGUAAUGCGCCCGCAAAGAUUUUUGUUACAUAUAUUUAGUAGACGAGGAAUUGUUAACUGUAUUUCAAUACAUACUUAUUUUAAAUAAUUCACUGAAAAGUGAAAACGAACAUUUCACGAAAAGCAUACCGAAUCGAAAAGUUGGGAGUUCCGAACAUAAUAUCAUUUCUAUAGCGUGCAUACCAACGCUCAAUCUGCUUUAGAAUUUAUUUGAGAUGUUUAUACAUCUCAUCACUACUGGUAGCGCAUAAUAAAAACCAUCCAAAAAAAUAAUUCGUUGAGCAUUUACAUUAGAACGAACAACUUGAACAGGAAACGAUUCGAACGAAAUUAUUGUAAAAUGACUUAACAAAAUUAUAA
Contarinia nasturtii (swede midge) is the source of this 2998-nucleotide messenger RNA. RefSeq names its product protein insensitive-like. Lineage: Eukaryota; Metazoa; Arthropoda; Insecta; Diptera; Cecidomyiidae. Gene Ontology annotation, cellular component: nucleus. The coding region runs from base 265 to 1761 and encodes 498 amino acids. The record is from RefSeq and is a predicted model, not a curated record. The transcript is spliced from 3 exons. Gene Ontology annotation, biological process: positive regulation of neuron differentiation; negative regulation of Notch signaling pathway. Gene Ontology annotation, molecular function: DNA binding; transcription corepressor activity.